Molecule: messenger RNA, 1698 nt
Organism: Sugiyamaella lignohabitans
Lineage: Eukaryota; Fungi; Ascomycota; Dipodascomycetes; Dipodascales; Trichomonascaceae
Gene: FMO1
Product: Fmo1p
Exons: 1
Coding region: 1-1698 (565 amino acids)
Molecular function (GO): flavin adenine dinucleotide binding; NADP binding; N,N-dimethylaniline monooxygenase activity
Source: RefSeq, a predicted model, not a curated record
AUGAAUGUCAAAAGAAUAGCCAUUAUUGGAGCAGGACCCGCUGGUGCAGCAGGCCUAGAUUCUUUUCUCUCCCAUGGAUUUACAGAUAUCCGAGUUUUCGAGAGAAGGCCUUUGCCAGGUGGGACCUGGGUCGGCGACACUGAACUUGGAUUCGCAUCAAAUACUGGCAAUACAGUACCCCCAAUAGAUGACGAAGUAGGCGAUGUUCCGGUUGAAAUACCACCCGAAGCAGCCAGUGCUACAGAAGAAAGCCCGUAUGUUAGAAAGGCGACAAUUAAAGCUCGGAGGUUUGACGAGCCAACAUUAUAUUCUCAGCUUGAAACUAAUAUCCUUCCUGAAUUGAUGUCCUUUAAAAGAAGAAGCAUGCCAAAAAACUUACUAUCUAAUUCGGUAUCAAAAUACGAAAAUGAAGAUGUCUUCAGAUCAUACAAGACUAUUCAGGAAUAUGUGGGCGAAUUUUUCACUGGCGAAAAUGAAAAAUAUGUAUCUUACAAUACAAGCGUAGAACAAGCUGAGCAGCCAGAUGGACCGGGAACUAAGUGGGUGCUAACGCUUAAACGACAAAAUGGCCAGAAUAAUAACGAAGAAUGGUGGACGGAAGAGUUCGACGGUGUUUAUGCGGCCUCUGGUCGGUACAAUGUACCUAGAGUUUCUCACAUAAAUGGCCUAGACGAAGUCGCAAAAGCUGUACCCCAGGGAGUCAUUGAGCAUACUAAAUGGUUUCGAGGUGCUGAAAGCUACAAGGGAAAAAAGGUUUUAAUUGUCGGAGCCUCGGUUAGUACUACUGAUAUUAUCCAGCUUGUUAAAGAGACAGCUCAGCUUCCGCUGUAUCUAUCCGUUCGUCAUGUAGCCCCAGCGUAUAGAGCUGGAUUCGAACAACCUUUUGUGGAUGGCCGGGGAUCUAUUACAAGCGUUUCCCUCAAUGAAAGCGGAAAGUCCAUAGAUGUCAUCUUUGAAGACGGUUCUACAGUCACUAAUAUUGAGAAGCUUGUGCUAGCCACUGGUUACAACUUUUCAUAUCCUUAUCUCGAAAAAUAUACUCAGAAAUUUGGAGGCAUUGUCCGUAAUAAUGUACUGCACAAUGUGUUCUUGACUACUUGGUGGUCGGAAGACCCAACUUUAGUACUCCCAGGAGUUUUCACCGAAGGCAUUAACUUUCGGUGCAUGGAAACACAGGCCAUGGCGACAGCAGCAUUAUGGUCAGGCUUCCCUGGAUCUGGAUUUCCAUCUAAAGAAAUAUGUGUUCAAUGGGAAGCAGACCGAAGAAAAUUCAAGACACCAGCUCAGUGGCAUUUUUGGUUCCCUCAUUUUGAUAAUAUUAUAGAGGCUAUUGCCAAAGUAGGAGGUGGGUAUAAAGCACUCUGUGAAUUUGCCGGCAUAACUAGUAGUGAUCUUAAAACCUUCGUUCCUGUUUACGAGAAAGGCAUUGCAUUCAAAUGUUUGUUUUUCACCAAGGUCGCCAAUGAAUACAUGCUGAAACACCCUAAAACUCUCCAGCAAUACAACCAGACAGUGGCCCUGUUAAAAACUAAAACCGUCGAACCAGACCCAACUGCGGCCGAAGCUGAUCACGAACUAUUCAAGAGACUCUUUGUCAACUGGUCAGGUGGUCGUGGAGAGCCGAAAAUCCCCUCUAAGAUCCAAACUACCGAAUUGUCAGAGAAAACUCCAGUGGUAACUGAAGUCGCUGUUAAAUAA